Molecule: messenger RNA, 1338 nt
Organism: Hyaloperonospora brassicae
Lineage: Eukaryota; Oomycota; Peronosporomycetes; Peronosporales; Peronosporaceae
Source: the annotation of a GenBank genome assembly
AUGGACGCGCACGAGCGGCAGUGUCUCGUCGCGAAGGACAGCGACGACGAGGACGGACCACGCGGCCUGCGGACUGCAUUCGUGACCACAACAGUCCGUUCGCCCACGCGACGCGGCAGCUGUCCUCGCGCCUACGCGUCGCUACGUAGCGACGUCUGGACGCUGCUGCACUACCGCACGUCGCUCAAAGAGCGCUCGGGACUGCACCGCGCGUCGUACCUCUUGGAAAUCGGCGUACUGGUACUGAUCACACUGAAUGUUGCGCUGGCCAUGUACGUGUCGGCGUCUCCGCUCGGCCCUGCGAUGACGUCGUCCGAUUGGUACGUGCUUUUUCUGUACGUGUCGACGGGGCUAUUCACGGUCGAGUACAUGCUCCGUCUCUGGUCGUGUGUUGAGGACGACCGGUAUACGCAUCCAGUGUGCGGCAGGCUCAAGUGGAUGAGUCGGCCAAUGUCGAUCAUCGACCUCGUGGUGCUCAUUCCAUUUUAUCUGGAGAUUUUGCUCGAGCAUCAGGGAGCAGUGUCGUCGCGUGGUGUCUUGACACUGCGAGGCUUUCGGCUCUUGCGUAUCAUGUCCUUCUUGCACCUCGAACGCUCCUACCAGGCGAUGAAAGAUUUACGUGAGAUUUUCGCGCUGAAGAAACAAGAGCUUGGCGUUGUCAGCUACCUCACCAUUGUCAUUGUGUUGACUUCAUCUACCACCAUCUUUUUCCUUGAAAAUCCAGCUCAGCCCAAGGUGUUCUCGAGCAUCGGUACGUGCUCUUGGUGGGCCAUCGAGACCAUCACGUCUUUAGGAUAUGGCGACAUCGUGCCUAUCACUGCUGCGGGUCGAGCUUUCUCGUCUCUACUCGCGCUCUGGGGCAUCAUUUUGUUCACAAUACCUGGUGCUAUCCUCGGAAGUGGCUUUAUCGAAGUUAUGCUGAAGAAACAGGAAAAGAAGAGCGAGCAAGCGAUGGAAGAGUCGAUCCAAAUGUCGCUGACAAGGGCGUUCAGUAGCUCGGCGUUUACAGGUACGCUUGGAGCCAACCGAGACAGGCCAAACUGUGCGCCAGAUAGGCUGACGUUUUUGCAAUUGUAUUCAUCGGGAGAAGACUUGGAAUCGCCAGGGACAACACAUACGAUUUCAUUUCCGGCGUCGGCGCUACCAACGCCUCACGAGCCCUCUCCGUUUUCGUCCCCUGCUCUUCCAAUCAUACGCCUUCAAGAACAAGUUAACCGGCUCACUACCACGCAGCUUCAGCUCCAAGUGCAGCUGAGUCGCCAGGAAAUGCAAUUGCUGACGAUCACAAAGCUGUUGACGGAUAUGCUUGCGCAGUCGCGGCCGAAUGAGACAGAUUGA